AUGGGAACGGCUGUGGGCCGCAGGGAAUGCUGGGAUUGGCAGGACGCUCUGGCCCGCUGGCGGACUCUCGUCGCUGCUCCCCGCGCACGGCGGCGCCUCCUGGGAGGCGCAAUCGUUCUUCCCGCCCGCCAGGGGGCGCCCGCGGGUGGUGGCGGCGCUCUGGGCGGCAGUGAGCGCGCGCGAGGCGGUGGCGGCGGGAGGUGCCUGAGGCGGCGGGGCCGGGGCCGCACCAUGUCGGGGUCGGAGUCGGAGCAGGACCAGGAGCAGUACUCCUCGGCCGAGGACGACGACUACGUGCCCUCAGGUGCGGAGUACAGCGAGGACGACGAGAGCGAGCUGGUGCGGGAGGAGGAGCCGGCGGACAGCCCGCGGCCGCCCCGUGGCAGGAGGAGCCCCCGCCACCCCCCCGGCAGGAAGAGGAAGAAAGGAGGUCUCUUGCUAGAGCCAGACGAGAAAGAGGAAGAAAAGGCUCAGCAGAAUGGAGAGGAGGAAGUGGAUAAUGUAGAGCAGGUGGAAAGAAGCAGAGAAGAAGAAGAAAAAAAGAAAGAGGAUGCUCUUUGGGCCAGUUUCCUCAGUGACGUAGGACAGAAACCCAAAGCAGGGGCUGCCACGCAAGGGACACAAGCCAAGAAGGCUGAAGAAGAGAAGAGUGGCAAUAAGCUUCAGGACAAGCCAAAAGAUUCAGGAAAAGUGACAAUCACCAAAACGUUCGAUUUUGCUGGUGAGGAAGUCAAAGUGACUAAAGAAGUGGACUCAAACUCAAAGGAAGCUAAAUCUUUUCUGAAGCAGCAAGAGAAACUGCAGUCAGCAGCUCCAGCUUCGCUCCCAACAGUCUCGGGGGUGAAGAGGCCAAGCGGGAUGAGCAGCCUCCUGGGGAAGAUUGGCGCCAAAAAGCAGAAGAUGAGCACACUGGAGAAAUCUAAACUGGACUGGGAGAACUUCAAGGAGGAGGAGGGGAUUGUGGAGGAGCUGGCAAUCCACAAUCGAGGGAAAGAUGGGUACAUCGAGAGGAAAGCGUUCCUGGAGCGCGUGGAUCACAGGCAGUUUGAAAUCGAGCGUGACAUCAGACUGAGCAGGAUGAAGCCCUGAUGUGCCAGGGGUGGCCGUGGUGGAUCCUGCUCCCUUCUGUGCCCGAGGGCUGUCUGGGGGCUGCCGGCCACCACUGGACCACCCAGCACGGAAACCGUUCUCUACCCAAGACUCAGCCUGUACAUCUCAACGUGCAGGUUUUUCCUUUUACUGUAAUAUUUUGGGGAGGGUAUUUGUCAGUGGGCAGGGGGCACUUCGAGGGUUAAAUGGCCCAGCAGGUGACAGAAGACACGGGUCUGAUUCUGGCAGCAGCUUUCCAAGGAGAAGAGGAGGUGGCACCAAUCCUUUGCCAACCCCAGGUGCUUCUGGCUGCAGGAGGAGCCGCCAAGGCUGGAGGGUGCUGGCAUAUUUGGUGGUGAGAGUGGAGCUGCGGGAAGGUUCUGUGGCUGCUCUGUGUGUGCGAACUGUGGGCUGGAGCCCUUCUCCCUGCUCUGCCAGCCCCGCAGCACUCCCUGCCCCUCCGCCCUCUGCUCCUGUCCAGACAAAGCCAAACUGUCUGUACUUGUUUGUGGGGUCUGAUGAUGCUGGGGGGGGUGUUAAGCAAGCUGAUGAAGAAAUCUUCCUUGUUCACACUGUCAAGAAGAUGGGAGCAGCUGCAGCAGGCAGGAAGGGCCAGAAUCUGAGUGUUCACAUGAAUAAAGUAUUCCAUCCCAACA
This is a messenger RNA of Pipra filicauda (Wire-tailed manakin), 1745 nucleotides long. RefSeq names its product craniofacial development protein 1 (gene CFDP1). The transcript has 7 exons. The record is from RefSeq and is a predicted model, not a curated record. Bases 1 to 1089 code for a protein of 362 amino acids. NCBI's taxonomy places the organism in Eukaryota, Metazoa, Chordata, Aves, Passeriformes, Pipridae.